AUUACACCUGUUAAACUUGUAACACUGAUUUACAGAUCGGUUAUGAACAGUACAACGGAUGGUAGGUAUAACAUACUACAAGUAGAGUAUUUUUUCCAAUAUUACCUAGUGAGUCAUACAAAAAGUUUUUUCAGACCUACUCAUUGGUUUUCGUUGUUCCAAUACAAUUCACAUUCAUUACUUGCUGACUGAAGUUAAAACAGUAUCGGCAACCAGUUGACAGUUCUUUUCAUGAAAUUGAAAUUCUAUUUUUGUCUUCACACGUUUUGAUAAAGUGUUUACAUUAAUAUUAUGUUUCUGAUAGUUCUAAUCUCAUUCUGCUGCAUAUCACCAUGUUGGUGUGAGAGCUUCGACGGCUGCGUGCAGCCCCCGCUAGAGUGCCCCAACGAGAACAUCACCUACUGGUUGUACACGAGAGACACCCAGAACAACCCGACGGAGCUGCGCGUGAACGACAGCCGCUCGCUCGAGAGUGCCCCCUGGGUGCACGGUGCCCCCAUCAAGGUGCUCAUCCACGGGUACACGGGGCACAAGGACUUCUCGCCCAACAGCGAGAUACGACCAGCUUAUAUGCAGUGCUGUGACUACAACAUCAUCACAGUAGACUACAACCCGAUAGCCCGCGAGCCGUGCUACAUGUACGCCGCUUUCAACACAGACCUGGUCGGCAAAUGCACGGCCCAACUGAUCGACCGACUGGUCCAGAACUACAGUAUAGCCCUGGACAGGUUCCAUGUGAUUGGCUUCAGCCUGGGCGGGCAGGUGGCCGGAUUUGUCGGGUACUAUCUGGAGUCUGGCAAGCUGAGGAGGAUCACUGGCCUAGACCCAGCCCUUCCUCUCUUCGCGACUCGAGACAGCAACCGCAAGCUGGACGCCGGCGACGCGCGCUUCGUGGACGUGCUGCACACCAACUCACUGGAGAAGGGCAAGCUCGAGGCGUGUGGCCAUGUCGACUUCUACGCUAAUGGGGGCAUGACGCAGCCGGGAUGUGUAGACACUGACAACCAGACUAAAUCUGGGUGCGACCACGCGCGCGCGCCGGCCUACUUCGCGGAGUCCAUCACCAGCGACGUCGGCUUCUACGGCACCGGCUGCUACUCCUGGGUCACCUACAUGAUCGGCUGGUGCGAGGUCACCAGCUCUGAGGAAGAGGUGCUGUUUGGAGAGAACGUGCCUUACGGGGCGUCAGGUCUGUACUUCUUCCGCACCAACGCGGAGUCCCCGUACGCGCGCGGCUCCAACAAGCGCGCCAAGAGGAGCGCCGGGCCCGGCGACUACAGCGACAAGGUGAACCGACACAUCGACAAGAAGAAUUUCAUGCAACAAUGGCUGGAGUAUCUCGUUUAUUGAAUUAAAUGGACCUUGGCUGUUUAACUAUCA
Molecule: messenger RNA, 1380 nt
Organism: Plutella xylostella (diamondback moth)
Lineage: Eukaryota; Metazoa; Arthropoda; Insecta; Lepidoptera; Plutellidae
Product: pancreatic lipase-related protein 3
Biological process (GO): lipid catabolic process
Molecular function (GO): serine hydrolase activity; lipase activity
Source: RefSeq, a predicted model, not a curated record